Molecule: messenger RNA, 2565 nt
Organism: Musa acuminata subsp. malaccensis (wild Malaysian banana)
Lineage: Eukaryota; Viridiplantae; Streptophyta; Magnoliopsida; Zingiberales; Musaceae
Product: protein ANTI-SILENCING 1
Molecular function (GO): RNA binding; chromatin binding
Source: RefSeq, a predicted model, not a curated record
CCGGUCCUCGAAACGAGAAUAUAGUGGUCUCGUCCUGACUUGCGGGAUGAGGCGAGACCCGAGCGCCCGAUAAGUGGGCCGGGCUGGCGAGGCAGUUCGAAUCUCUGGUUCGAUUGAACCGGUUGGGAGCAGUCUCUCUCUCUCUCUCUCUCUCUCUCUCUCUCUCCGCUCCGGGGCAUCCGUGCCCUAAUUUCCUCGGCGAACGGCGGCUGUCUUCCUCUCCAUCGGCGAACGACGCCUGUCUUCCUCCGGCGAGCUUCUUGUCGCUGCGGCGACGGCGUAUAGCACUUCCUCGGGACACCAAAUUUGAUCUAGGAAACUUCGGCUCGUAACAAGCAAUGGCUCAGUCUGAUGACCCAUCUAACCAUGCCAUUAGAUUUUGUUGGGGCAAAAAAAGAGGAAUUGGUGGUGCUAAAAGAAAUAUUCAAUUCUAUGAGUCAUUCAUGAUUGACGAUGUCAACUACUCAUUGUUUGAUUGUGUAUACCUCCAUGAAACGGAUGCAUUGGAGCCUUAUAUUGGAAAGAUAGUGAAGAUAUGGGAGCAACCAGAUCGCAAAAAGAAAUUAAAAAUUCUAUGGUUUUUUCGCCCAAAUGAACUCCAAAACUAUUUGGGAGAUCAUACUCCGUUGGAGAAGGAGAUUUUUUUAGCUACGGGAGAAGGUGUUGGUCUUUUCAACAUCAAUCCAUUGGAAGCUAUAGCUGGCAAAUGUUCUGUGAUCUGCACAUCAAAAGAUGAGAGAAAUCGACAACCAUCAAACAGAGAAUUGGAGAUGGCUGACUAUAUCUUCUACCGCACAUUUGAUGUCCAAACCUAUACAAUAUCUGAGAAGAUUAAUGAUAAAAUAGCUGGUGUUGAAGCAAAGUAUCUUUUAAAUCGAAAAGAUAUUCAGCCAAGUUCUGUUUUCAUGUUUGAGGAAAAAGGUGGCAGUGGAAAAGCAGAAAAUAUUUCCAUUUCCUCUCUCAUGUCCAGGUUAGAUGACAAGAUCGAGUCCGCUGCAACUUCAACAAAAAGGGAUGAUGUCAUUGCAGGCGAACUUUUAGAAGGACAAUGUCCUUUAGGUGAAGAUAAGGAAGAUGUUCUAGUUUCAGCAAAUCAUGUUGAAGAUAAUCUUAACUAUGGUAAAAGCAAAUCUAAUGUGGGCCUAAAUGACAAUAAACCUUCCGAGAAGAUGAGAUUAAUUGAUACCACUAUAGAAGCUCCAAAUGGUACUAGUUUAAGGAAAGAAAACUUUGAAUCUAAUGAUAGUGGUUCCCAAAAGAAAUCUACUAAUGCUUUUAUAGAAGCAUCAAGUGAUUCUAGUCCAGUGAAGCGAAAAUUUGAGCUCGACAGGGUUGGUUCUUCGAAAGAGAUUGUUCAUGUGGGCAAAGAAUCUUCUGAGAAGAAUGAUGCUCUGGAUGGUAUAAGAUUUUCCAAGAACAUGAAACCUACUGAUGCUCCUGAAUUCUUGAAUGAUGCUAGCUCAAGAAAGCAAAACGUUGAGUCAAAUGGACCUAGUUAUUUUAGGGAGACUAUUCAUUUGACCAAUAGUGCUCAUGAGAAAAGGAGUCUUAUUGAGAAGAAAACAAAACCUUUGGAUGAAUCAUCGCAAGAGACAUCUUCAAUAUCCAUUGGAAAUAAGGAAAAAACUAAUUAUGGAGUUCUGGAAGUGACUAAAAGACCAGACGCGGAUAGAAGCAAAUGGUUCAAGGGACUUCCUUGGGAGGAAAGAAUGCAAAAAGCUGAUGAGCAAGGAACUCUUGUCUUUAUUGAGAAUUUGGACCCAUUGUUUACAUCAUCAGAAGUAGAGGAUAUUAUUUACCACACAUUGAAGCAAAGUUGCACCGCAAGGGUUAUACAACAAACUUUGUUUCAAAAUCCCAAUUAUGGUCAAGCUUAUGUUAUAUUUAAAACAAGAGAUGCAGCAGACUCUGCAGUUUCGAAGAUUAAUAAAGGGUGCAUUCAGCUACCUAAUGGAAGUCCCCUUAUCUGCAGCAAAGGAAUGUUGAAGGUGCCUAAAUCAUCUAUGUUUGGUCAUUUGUCAGUUGAUAAAAAUAAGCUUCAAAUGCGAGAGAUGAGAAGGGCCGUGUCAACAUCACAUUGUUCUCAACCUAACACAAUUGAGUACGAGAUGGCUAUGGAUUGGCUUGUCAUACAAGAAAGAUCAGUUAGGUGCUUAAAUGCGUUGCACAAGGGGCAAGCUGAUGAGUUGAAGGCAAUCAAGAAGCGAUUGAGAACAAAGUGAAGCAGCUAUUGGAUCUUUGAUCAUCCUCAUCAUCUAUGCUGAUUUACCUUUCAGCCAGGGAAGCAAAGGCUUUGGCAAUUGAUGUUUGACACUCGAGACUUUUUUAUUCAGGAGUAGAGCCUGACACAAUUUUGCCGAGUCAUUGCUUUCUCAUCAACUCGUUGGAGGAUGGGCUUGGCAAGAUUCUUAACCUGAGAUUAACAUCCUGUAUAUUGCCGUGUAGUAUACAGCCUUUUAAUUUUCCCAUGUAUAUUUAAAUGUUUUCCAACUCUGUCCAUAAUUGCUAACAGUUGGCAUCGUUAUCAGAUUGCAUAAGCUAACAACGGUGGAACCAUUCAUGAAA